Molecule: messenger RNA, 3352 nt
Organism: Spodoptera frugiperda (fall armyworm)
Lineage: Eukaryota; Metazoa; Arthropoda; Insecta; Lepidoptera; Noctuidae
Exons: 2
Coding region: 199-3183 (994 amino acids)
Source: RefSeq, a predicted model, not a curated record
CAAAUAAUACAAAUAAAUUUGCGAACGCGCGCGUUGUUAUCGCGCGCAGUCCCAAUACAAACCUAAAUAUUUUGUUUAAUGGUUUUACUGAGCAACAGUAGUGCACGAAUAUAUUACAUAUAAUAAUACAAUUGAGGAAAUCGAAUACAAAUUGUAAAAAACGAAUUGCGCCACAUUAUCAAUUAACUAACAAAAUACAUGGAAGCCGGCAAUCCAUUCCAAAUGGACCCUGUGACAAAACUAAAGGAACUACGAGAUGCUGUAGGGAGAGGGGAGAUAGACGAGGUCAAGAACAUAGUUAAAUGGUUCGAACAAGACGUGGAUCGCAUCAGAACGCUAUCUAAAGCGUACGCGGAAGCCAGGGCAUGUCCUACACAGGACGACCUUGUCAUUGCCGCGUGUUCCCACAACCAGAAGCAUGUUCUCGACUACUUGCUGAGUCAAACUGAUAUUUUGUACUAUCUCACUGACAGUACACAAAACAUUACAGAAGUGAUUGAGAAGAGAACAGAAGCGGUCAGACAUGCGCUGCGGCUGGAAGAUUUCGAAAUGGUGGUGAAGUUGUACGACUACUGGAUCGGCGACUUGUAUUGGAAAGGACACCAAAAGGAUAACUUUGAGAUGCUUAGGAAAAUACUCAACGGCGCUAAUUCACCCAAAAAUCUUUUUGGCUGGGUUUGCAGCAUUUUUAAGAAAAUUUUAAUCCUUUGUCAUUUUCUGACAAUAAAUCAACAGCUAAUUAUAAAUUUCCAAUCUCUCAUCAAAGUGAAUGACUUUCAGCAAGAACUGUACAACACCCUGCCAAAACCAUUGUCACAUUAUGCUGCCGCAGAUGACACUGCUGCAGAAGGCACUACCGUAAAAGAAACUGCUAGAGUGAUACUGAAUCUGUUGAGUAUAUAUGACAAGUAUUCAGAUGUAGAUAGCGUAAGAAUACGAAAUAUUAGAAGCAAAAUCGAAAAUCAACUCAAAUCGUACUUUGAAGAUAAGGACAGCAUAUAUUUCAGAGCGUUAGCGGAUAUUAAAUACGAAUUCUAUUUUCGCAAAGUGGAUUUCAAUAUGGCGUUACUUUUAUUGGAAAAGUUAUACAUUAUAAGAAAUUAUUUAAAAAAACAUUUCAACACAAACCAGUUGGAAACCGCAUCGAAUACUUACAGAGAAAUAGAAUGUGCUAUCUAUCAUCUAAUCUACCGGACGAGCGAAGACUGGAGAUUGUAUCUACCUGCAGAUAGACAGUUAACAGAAGAAACUCAUUAUCGGGGUAUCUACAAUGGAGUAAUAGGAAGGCUUAAGACAACAUAUGAUAUACAUAAGUUGUAUAACGGUCCUGUGCUAUACUUCGAACGAGAACAUUACAAAACCUGUCUUCGAAAUUUAAAAGAUAUACUUAACGAAUAUUUUAUCAAACCAGAUCCAGCCAAUGAUGGUGUACAAAACAAUACAAACAAAGAAAAAUUGUUAGAUGAGAAUUACCCAAACCCAACGAAGGAAGUAAUUGGUGUACAAAACAAGACACCAAAACAAAAAUUGUUGGAUGAGAAUUACCUAAAACCAAUGAUGGAGGUAAGUGAUCAUUACUCAUUAAAUAAAAUUAUUACAUACAUCGAAGCUCUGGAACAGACUACUGAUGCAAAUAUUGGUAUUAUUAUGAUUCAAAGAGUUCUUCAGGUUAUCGGAGAAAUGUUAAAAAAUACUGGAGAGUCAUCACAUAUAUCUGAUUUUACAAAAGCUUUGUCACAGUUAGCAAUAUCCGCGGACAGCAUCAAACAUCUACAAGGCAUUAGAGACUUCUUGUCACAUGCUGACAAAGGACAACUGAGCAUUAGGAUUGACAUCGAGGACAACCAAGCCGAUAUGUUACUAAAUGUUAAAGAAGAAUUAGUAGAAAUCAAAGAACAAAUUGUUCCUAUUCGUGAUUUGUGUAAAUUGGUAUUAGAUAACUCGUUACUACAAAAAGGUUUAGAUCUACUUCAAGAAAGAAUCGAAAAGUUACCUGACGAUGCUAAACAACGCGUUAAAGAAAUAGAAUCUGGUGUUAAGGAACAUGGAGUCGACUUUGUUUCAGCGUCUGGUGAAUAUUAUAGAAAAGUUUGGAAACCAGCUAAAUUGUCACAUCAAUUGCUAAAAGAAAUUCCAUUGCUGUUAGAAAACCGAGAUAAAAUUUCAUCAAAAAAGGAAGAAAUUAACAAAGAAAUGAAUAACAAAAUCGCGACAAUAUUACCAAAGUAUAUUGAGAGGUGUCGUACUGUUAUUCUGGUACGUAUAUGCGAGAACAAUGAUCUUGUAGAUGAUUUCAAUCAGAAGUUACGCGUUUUAGAAGAAGAACCUCGUAAUUAUAAAAAAGGUACUAUUAAAAAACUAGAAUAUAUUCCGAACAACAUCGAUAUAAUCAAAAGACGGAAUAAAUUAGAAAAAAUGAUAAAACUAAAUAGAGUAAAUCAAGAAAAUAUAAAGAAGAUGAAGGAAAUUAUUGAUCGUAUAGAAGAUCUUUCACAACACUGGACAUUAGUAAAAACAAUGAUGAUAGACUGCGCCAAAAACUUUAGUAUUUUUGCUUCAGUCAGAAUUGAAAAUGCGGAUAAGUUAGAAAUUGAAAACUCAAAAUCUAUAUUACAGGAAAUUAAUAGAUUGUGUGCAGAGCAUAAUUCCUCAACAAAUAAUAUUACGGAAGCUUGUUGGGGUGAUCAGGUAUCAUUUACAGCAAUAGAAAACUUACAUAAAAAUACUGUUGACAAAGUAACUCAAGCAAGAACAAAAAGUGACGGCAAUGGACUAAAGGAAUUAAAGACGUGUUUAAUCAAUCGCAUCAAACGACUGAGGGCCACUCUAAGGUAUCCAGAACAAAUACCUUUACGAGAACUUGUUCAGCUAUACAAGCUGGAUCCAAAGUUUCGUUUUGUGUUAGAAAUGUUACUGGGUGACAUAGAGAACAUUAUAAAAUUAAUAAAAAACAAGCCUAUCUCGAAGAAGGAGGGCAAGUUACUGGAAGGUAUUGUGCUGCGUAACGUGCUGUAUCACGGCAAUCCAUUCUUAGAGGUGAUUGGAGACUUAAUCGACUCUCAAGAGCUGCCACUGGAGCUCUUGUCAAAAGCGAUAAGUUAUGCUGACGAUCUUGAUACUAUUGACAAUAAUAAUAAUGCAACAGUUAUGUCAUCGGCGAGGCGCGCGGAUGGAGAUCUUUAGUUUUUAGGCUAGUUUUAGGUACUCAAAUAUAUAAUAAAUAUCUCACCGGUGCUGUUAUGUUCAUUUAAGCUAGUUUUUAAGAUUGUUUUGUAUUAGAAUAAGUCAGUUUCAAAUCGCACUCUGUAGGCUAAGGAUGUUAUUAAGAGUAAUAAAAUUCCAUUAGUUUCUC